This is a messenger RNA of Onthophagus taurus, 779 nucleotides long. RefSeq names its product MICOS complex subunit MIC10. Gene Ontology annotation, cellular component: mitochondrion; MICOS complex; mitochondrial inner membrane. The record is from RefSeq and is a predicted model, not a curated record. NCBI's taxonomy places the organism in Eukaryota, Metazoa, Arthropoda, Insecta, Coleoptera, Scarabaeidae.
GAGUUAGUCCUUUAAUCAAUCAAUCAAGAUUUAAAAAUCAAUCAACACUUUUCGAAAAAAAAAUCUAAAUUUAUAAGCAAACAGAAAAAGAAAAAAUCUCUAUAAGAAUGAGUGUUUAUAAAUAAUUAUUCAUAAAUAAUUUUGGCUUCGGCCUUUUUUUUUUGAAAAAGGUGCGCUUUUUAAUAGAGGUAACGUAAUCGUUCGUUUUUACCGGCUUAUACCAAUUUUCAAAAUGGCGAGCCCCGCAUACGUCGAAGACGAAGUUGGGCAACGUUUCGACCGUUGCCUUACGGACGGAGUUCUAAAAUUCGGUGGUGGUGCAGUAUUGGGGGCGGUAUUUUCACUGUUGUUUUUUAAAAGACGAAGGUGGCCAAUAAUAUUGGGCGGAGGUUUCGGUAUGGGUAUGGCUUAUUCAAAUUGUGAAUCCGAAUUAAAUGAACUGAUGGCUUCACGCGCCCAUGUUGUACCUAAAGCUAGCAGUAAAUGCCAGUAGAAAUGUAUUUACCUAGGAAUUAAUAGAGCAAGCAAGUGAAGGUGUAAAGGAGAUUUUUUAAUCAAAGCUAAGAGAAGGCGGCAAUUAUGGGGUGGUUUUUCAUCUAUUUUUUUUCGUCUUAUCCAAAUAGAUACAAAAAUAAAAAACUACGUUUGUAUGUAGAGAAACUACACUUUAAAUUUGGUUUUUUAAUGCUGAUAGUCAAAAACAUCCAUUUUUGAAGUCUAUUUGUAAUUUGUAAAUAACUUAUUUAAUAAUAACUAUCCUAAUUUGUCGUUUAAAAACA